Messenger RNA from Rotaria sordida, 1890 nucleotides. The record is from the annotation of a GenBank genome assembly. Lineage: Eukaryota; Metazoa; Rotifera; Eurotatoria; Philodinida; Philodinidae.
AUGAGCUUGCAAAUUCGGUCACUAGUUGUUUUGAACAAGAACAAAAACGAUGUAACACCAGCAGCAGCCACGGAAGAAUAUGAUUUUAUUGUUGUUGGAUUAGGUGCUGGUGGUUCAGUGAUUGCUUCACGCUUAUCUGAAAUACCACAUUUGACUGUAUUAGGUGUUGACAGUGGCCCUAAUGAAAAAGAUACAGAUGAAGAUCCUAAUUCUAGUGAAUUUACUUUCAAUUUUGUAUCACCACAUGAUCCGUCGAUUGUUAGCACGCCAUUAAAAGCUGGUAAUAAUAAGAUAAUGUAUAUACCGCGUUUUAACGGUCUCGGUGGUACUGCACGUCUCUACGGUGGUAUCAACGUUCGUCCAUCACGUGCUAUACUUGAACGAUGGCCAGAAAAUUGGAGAUAUGAUGAUUUAUUACCCUAUUAUAAAAAGAUUGAAGAUCAUUAUUGUUAUUAUUAUCCAGCGAAUGAAACUGGUAUAUCCGACGAAGAUUGUCAGAAAUAUCAUGGCAAAGAUGGCCCUUUACAAGUAAAUCCAACAUAUUUACCAGAAUUUGCCAAUAUUUCAAAAUUUUUUGAACCAAUUUGUAAAGAUUUCAAACAAUUAUGGCGUGGUUAUAAUUCUGAUUUAAAUGGUGCUAAUCAUCUUGGAUGUUCAUUAUUUCAGCGUUAUUAUAAUCGAAAAGGAAACCGUACAAAUGUACAAUCAGAUUAUUUUCUUGGAACAUCAUUUCAAGGAUAUAUAACACACUCGGUAUCCAAACGAACAAAUCUACGAAUACGAGCGGCUACCAGUGUUAUCAAAAUUCUCUUUGAUACUUCUUCUACACCACCAAAAGCAACAGGUGCUGUUAUACAGAACGGUACAGGUAUUUAUACGAUUAAAGUAAAAAAAGAAGUGAUUCUUGCUGGUGGUGCAUUUGCUACACCACAUUUACUCCAAAUUAGUGGUGUAGGUGAUCCAGUACAUCUUCAAUCAAUUAAUGUUUUGCAAACUGCAACAAACUAUCAUGUUGGUCGUAAUCUUCGUGAUCAUGUAGCUAUUCCAAUGAUCUUUCGAGUAAAAGAUAAAUAUUCAACAUAUCCAAAUCAUGAAAAUGUUACAACACCACCGACAUAUAGAAAAUCAAUUCCAAAUGGUAGUAAAUCCUGGAUAAUUGCAUUGAACACCGGUUUACGUAAUGAUAAUAUUACAGAUCUUCAGAUAUAUUUUUCAGAUACAAAUUAUCAUUCUCCUGAUGGAUUUAUGAAUCCAAACCCAAGAGAAUGUCGAUUCGGAUCAAAUGGAUAUAAAGAACAACCAUUAGCCGAAAUAACACUGAGAAUGAUCCUACAAGAUCCAUCCUUUUCAGGUACAGUUAUGGCUACUAGUGGUAGUUUGAGUAAUAAACCAAUAAUCAACUUCAAAUGGGAACAAAUAUCUUAUUAUGAAUACGGUGUAUUCAAUUUGACAGUGGAUGCCAUUAGAAAACUAUUAAAUACUACUGAAUGGGGUAAUCUAAUAUCGGAUGAAUUAUUUCCUGGUAAUGAUACAACAAUUAAAGAAUUUAUCAAUGGUCAUCUUGAAUCAGCACUUCAUCCAAUAUCAACAUGUCAACUUGGUCUUUGUUGUGAUACAAAUCUCCGUGUAUACAAUAUAUCAAAUGUUCGUGUAUGCGAUGCAUCAGCAUUUGGCGAACAAGUUGAUGCGAAUCCGUCAGCGACAAUAUUUGCAUUAGCCGAAAAACUAUCAGACAUUAUCCGAAAAGAAUAUGGUUAUGCCUCGUCGAGCAAAAGUCACGAUUUACUCGGUGAAGAAAGACUGCGAGCAGUAGCAGAAGGUGAAACAAUUUCUAGUGAUACAAUAGAUAAAUUAAAAGACUAUUCACAAAUUUUCCCGCACGCAUCUUAA